Drosophila pseudoobscura is the source of this 1618-nucleotide messenger RNA. RefSeq names its product Glucose transporter type 3 (gene Glut3). The record is from RefSeq and is a predicted model, not a curated record. NCBI's taxonomy places the organism in Eukaryota, Metazoa, Arthropoda, Insecta, Diptera, Drosophilidae. Gene Ontology annotation, cellular component: membrane. The coding region runs from base 38 to 1576 and encodes 512 amino acids. Gene Ontology annotation, biological process: transmembrane transport. Gene Ontology annotation, molecular function: transmembrane transporter activity. The transcript has a single exon.
AACACAUUUUUGGACAGUGGCGUAGAAGAGUAAGAUUAUGGUGUUUGGAUGGUUGUGUAGCCAACCGGAAAUAGAAUCACGGCCUCCAUCAAGAACAGACGCCCCAAGAACAGAGCCUCAAUCGUCCCAGCCCCCACAUGUGACGAUUCCAGAGGUCAGUGAUUUUACCAAGGGCGAAGACAAUACGGGUCAGUGUUUGGCAACGGUGAUUAGCAAUAUUUGCACCUUUUGCUUCGGCAUCGCCAUUGGCUGGUCGGCCCCAUCCAAGGCGUUGGUUUUGGACCACAGCGCGUACAGCUUCACGCCCUCGAAGCAGGAGUGGAAAUGGGUGUGCGCCCUGCUGACCCUGGGGGCGGCGAGCUGGAGCAUUCCGAUGGGACUGCUGAUGAAGAGCAUGGGCUGCAAGAAGGUGAUGAUCCUGCAGCUGGUGCCCAUUGGCCUGGGCUGGAGCAUGCUGAUCUUCGCCAAGAAUGUUAGCAUGCUCUACGCGGGACGCUUCAUGCAGGGAAUGUGCGGUGGUGCGCUCUGCGUGGUAGUGCCAGUCUACACUGUCGAGAUCAGUCAAGUCCGACAUCGGGGGGCGCUUGUCUCCGUUUUCCACGGGGCCUUCAUUCUGGGCGUGAUUUACAGCUCCGCAAUAGGCAGACUCCUGGACCUGUGGAUCAUCAACAUCGUCAACCUGGUGCUGCUGCUCCUCUGUUUGCUGCAGUUCCUGAUCCCCGAGUCGCCAUCCUACUACUGGGCGCGCGGCAACUAUUCUCGGGCCAAUGAGAGCUUGCACUGGCUGCGGGGCAAAUAUUACGACACCAGGAAGGAGAUGCGGCAACUGAUGCUCGAGGGAACGAGAAGCGAACUAGCACUCCAGCAGAACAUUAUGCUCGGAUUCAAGCGCAGAAAGACGAGGCGCAGCUUGUGCCGGGCCUCGUCUUUGACCAUCAUGCAGACACUCAGCGGGUCCACGGUCUUUGUCUUCUACUCGACCCACAUCCUGGUCAGCAUGCACCUGAGCUACGAGAGCGCUGCUGCCCUGGCAGUGGCCGAGAUAUUCGGCUUUCUGGUCUGCUUCAUGCUAGUAGACCUGGCCGGUCGUCGGCCGCUGUUGAUUAUCACCUCGCUCGUCACCUUCGUCUGCACAUUGUACACGGGGCUCUGCUUCAAGCUGAAGCUGAUAACCGACCAUGAGAACAGCGUUCCAUGGGCAUCCCUGGUUUCCAUGUCCUUGUGCGCGGCCACCUACACCGCUGGUCUGGGCCCGCUGACUUGGCUGAUCAAUGUGGAGCUCUUCGUGAAGCCAAUGCGUCCCCUGGGAUGCUCCUUGAGUGUCACCUUGAACUGGCUGACGGCAUUCGUUGUGGUCAUAUGGUAUGGAUCUGGCCACGAACAACGACUGGCCAAGCCGGGAGUCUUCUUUCUGAUGGCCACAGUCUCGCUGAUAGUGUGCAUAUAUGGUAUAAUAUUUUUACCCGAAACCAAAGAUCUGACGCCUCAAAAGAUCCAGCAGAAGCUAGGGGGCUUUAUGAACACGACAAACGUGGCAUCAAUCGACGAUUCCAGCAGCGACGAUUCUGACGACUGAGCGAUAUUUUUCCAUUAAAUACUUAAAUACUCUUGAAAUUUA